Molecule: messenger RNA, 5037 nt
Organism: Xenia sp. Carnegie-2017
Lineage: Eukaryota; Metazoa; Cnidaria; Anthozoa; Malacalcyonacea; Xeniidae
Product: E3 ubiquitin-protein ligase rnf213-alpha-like
Molecular function (GO): ubiquitin-protein transferase activity; ATP hydrolysis activity
Source: RefSeq, a predicted model, not a curated record
AACUACUUUGGCGACGAGCUGUAGUUGACGAUACUGGUCGAUUGUUUUGUCUUGUUAAUGCAGAUCUUUUGGACUUUGACGUCAGUCAGGAAGCAUUACGUUUACUUGAUUUUUUAACGCAAGGACGAUCCAAAUAUCACUUGGUCGUAAUAUGCAGUAUUGAAAAUGAUAAAUCAAAUAUGGUGAGAACAUUAGAUCCCUAUCGUCGCUCAUUUCCUCCACUAACGUCAUUGGAAGGCGUCCAAAAAUAUUUGAAAGAAAAACUUGUUUGUAAAAAUCAACUUAUCAACAAGGCUUUCAUGCCAGCGACUAUUGUAGAUGAAGAAAACUCAUGUGUGCGUUUUAUCCAGUCAUCUAGAGCAGGAAUGGGGAAAAGUUUGAUUGUAAAACGUCUGACUAAACAAUUAGAAGAAAGUCUUUCAAGCACUAUAAAGAGAAAUUCCCGAAAUUUCCAAUCAUCAUUGUGUUGUACUAUCCCAGUCCAUGGAGUGUGUGUUGAGGGCAAUUCGAUCACUCGUCACCUUCUUUCACAUGCUCCAAAAAGAGAUGCUCCUGUUUCAAGAAUUUUUCAUCUAGACAUUUCUCAAUCAGUAUCAAAAGGACUUGAUGACUUUCUUUUUAAACUGUUGAUCCUUGGAUCUGUCAAAGAUAACAAUGGAAAUAUUUGGCGAAGAAAAACAACCGAUUUGUAUAUUGUUGAACACACAACUGACAAGACAUUUGCGAUGUUAACAUCUGAUAAUUUUCCUACGAAUCAAAAUCCGAACUCACGAAAUCGACCGUCAAGUGGCAAGUAUUCGUUCAUGAAGUUUUUACCACGUAUCCAUUGUCUUUCACCAAGGGAAACAUUAAGAAAUUUGCAAUUACGAAGAGAUGGAGAUACGAGCUUCGACAAAGAGGAAUUCAACAGUGAUGAAUAUCAACGAGCAUUCCAAUAUUUAUUGCAUGUAUCCACUGGUGCUAACUUGGACAAUUUUUCAUUUAUCAAUGAUCCUCGUGUUGCUGUAAGCGAUCCAAAUAACGCGUUGACUAUUUUAAUCCAAUACUGUGGAAUACGCGAUCCAUCAUGGGCCGAGCUUCAUCACUUUGCUAACUUUUUGAAUGUUCAACUCCAUGAUUGUGAGGAAAGUGUCUUUUGUGAUACUAACUUGGUUGGAGAUUUGUUGCAAGGUUUCAAGACGUUUGCCGUGCGUUUUAUGAUCCAAAUGUCACGGGACUUCGCUACCAGAUCGCUAAGUGAUCGCAAUUUGGGUAUCGAUGAUGCUGAUGAGGUGGUAAAUGACGAUCUAGAGCCCUUUCAAAUACGUCGACGUUGGGAAUUAAGUCCGCAUCCAUAUAUUUUCUUCAACCAUGAUCGUCACAGUAUGACGUUUCUGGGAUUCUUGUUGAAUGAUAACGGAGACUUGCUGGACCCUGGAAAUAGAACUAUUUUAGAACAACGUUUGAUGCCAACCACUUUAAGAGGUCAACUGAAAGUGCAAGGAGUAGAUUUUGAUGUAAACUACGAAAUAAGUGGACGUGAUGUGAGGAUUAACGACUUAUGUCAGGUCAUGGGUAUUGAUUAUCCUCAUGAUCCUGAUCCAACGUACGAGCUUACCACUGACAACGUUGAGAAAAUUUUGGCCAUUCACAUGAGAUUUAGAUGUGGCAUUCCUGUCAUUAUCAUGGGAGAAACGGGUUGUGGUAAAACAAGAUUGAUACGAUUUAUGUGUCAGCUUCAGGCUGGACUUGAUGGACCAAAGAACUUACUUCUCAUGAAGGUUCAUGGCGGAACAAGCUACGACGAAAUAGAGAAGAAAGUUGCCGAGGCGGAAAUUUUGGCUUUAUGUAACCAAAAAAUAAAUGUUGACACAAUUUUGUUCUUUGAUGAAGCAAAUACAACAGAUGCAAUUGAUCUCAUCAAAGAGAUAAUGGUUGAUCGACGAGUGAAGGGACGAUAUAUCGAUCCAAAAUUGACUAGUCUUCAUUUUAUUGCCGCGUGUAAUCCAUACAGGAAACACACUGACGAGAUGAUUAAAAAAUUGGAAUCAGCUGGUUUGGGUUACCAUGUUUCUGCUGACGAGACUGAAGAUAAACUAGGCUCCAUUCCUCUCCGCCAGCUCGUGUAUCGUGUCCAUCCUUUACCUGAAAGUAUGCGACCUCUUGUCUGGGACUUUGGUCAGCUGACAGAUCACACUGAAGAACUAUAUACCAGACAAAUAGUGAAGAGAUAUGUGACCACGCCUUCAAUAAUACCGACAUCUGCUACAUCCGAUGAAAAAAUAAGUGGAAAUGAUGUCCAAGCUUCAUGUAUUGCUAAAAUUUUGUCAUCUUCCCAAAAAUACAUGCGGAAACAAAAGAACGAAUGUAGCUUUGUCAGCCUUCGUGAUGUUGAACGAACAAUGACAGUAAUAAACUGGUUUUACCACAAUUAUGAUUUAAUAAUGAAAAUUGUUAAUGAUUCUCACCGAGAGGAAUAUGAUUCCAGUGACAGUGAAGAAGAAGAUGAGGAAAGUUUGCCUUUAAAUCGUAUUGUGUUUUCCAUCGUCCAAGGUAUUGGUGUUUGUUAUUAUGCACGACUAAAUGAAAGACAUGCGUAUUCCCGGUACAUCAGCAAGUAUUUUGACAAAUCAUGCCCACUUCCUGGAGGUGUUAAAAGGAUGGUGGAUGAAAUAGUAAAGUGUCAACGAACGUUUUUGCACGAUGUGGAACUUGGCCAGAAUAUUGCAAGAAAUACAGCACUUUGUGAAAAUGUUUUUAUGAUGGCGAUAUGUGCAGAACUACGAAUCCCUUUAUUUGUAGUCGGUAAACCAGGCAGCUCAAAGUCUCUAGCAAAAGAUGUAAUAUCAACCAACAUGCAAGCUGGAAAUUCUAACAGCGAACUGUUUAAGAAUUUGAAACAGAUACACAUGCAAUCGUAUCAAUGCAGCCCUUUAUCUACACCUGAUGGCAUCGUCUCCAUCUUUAAACAAUGUUCCCAACUUCAGAAAGACAAAGAUUUGAGCAAGUUUGUCUCCGUAGUUGUGUUAGACGAAAUUGGUUUAGCUGAAGAUUCACCAUUGAUGCCACUUAAGACACUUCAUCCAUUACUUGAAGACGGUACAGCCACUUCUGAAGAAUCUGGAAAGACACUUGAUCAUAACCGUGUAGGUUUUAUUGGUUUGUCAAACUGGGCGUUGGACCCUGCAAAAAUGAAUCGUGGAAUAAUGUUGAGUAGAGGAGCCCCAAGCCAAACUGAACUUCUGGACAGUGCAAGGGGUAUAUGUUCUUGCAAUGAUGAUGAUAAUAUUGAAGGAAUCAUGAAAAAGUUGUGCGAAGGAUAUUUUGAUUUGUAUGAACAGCAGAAAGUCUCCAAAACUCUAGAAAACGCUCAAAAAGACGAAUUCUUUGGUCUGAGAGAUUUUUAUAGUCUUGUAAAGAUGGUAAAUGGAUCAGCUAGAGUUACUAAUGAUGGUGCUUGGAUUGGUGAUACUAAAUUAGAGCAGUGCAUCAGAAGAAAUUUUAGUGGUUUGGAUGAUGUUAAUCCUGUUGAAAUAUUUAGUCGACAUUUCCGAAGGCUUAAACAUAUAAAGACUCCUUCACCGGAAUGUCUUCCCGUCAGUCUUAUUCAAGACAGUUUGGGUAGAACAGAGAAUGAAGGAGAAAGCCGUUAUUUACUUGUUUUGACUGAGAACUAUGCAGCAUUGAGAUUACUACAAGGCAACAACUUUCAUAAGCACGAGCCUGAAGUGAUUUUUGGCAGCAGUUUUCCAAAAGAUCAACAAUACACACAGAUUUGUCGAAAUAUAAAUCGUAUUAAAGUCUGCAUGGAAACAGGAAGAAUGGUGAUUUUACUUAACUUGGAAAGUCUCUAUGAAAGUCUUUAUGAUGCUUUAAACCAGUAUUACGUGUAUCUUGAUCAAAAAUACGUCGAUCUAGGCCUUGGAAACCACAGAGUCAAGUGCCGUGUUGCUGACAAUUUCAAAUUGAUAGUGAUUGCUGAAAAAGAUGACGUUUACAAACGCUUUCCAAUUCCUCUUAUUAAUCGUCUUGAGAAACAUUUGCUGGUGAUGUCAACUGGCUUGACUGAACGUCAAACUGAUUUGGUUGAAGAACUUGAGAAGUGGGUUGCAAAAUUGUCCAAAGCAAAGAACGAAUAUUCAUCACAAGAAAGUUUAUUUGGACCAGGUGAUUGUUUUGUUGGUUAUCACAGUGAUACAGCAGCUACUGUGGUGAUUCAAAAAUCUGAGUAUGGUUACUCUGAUUUUAAGAUACUUGAAGAUUCAAAGAAAACCCUUUUACAAUGUGCAUCUCCUGAUGCAAUUGCCAGACUCACAGUAUCACAGUUAAAAGACAGAGCCAUUGAAAUUCGUAGGGAAUAUUACCAAAAUCAACACCACGGAAGUUUGAAGGAAUAUUUAGUUCAUUGUUUUCAAACAAAAGGCAGCACAGCAGACAGUGGCUCUCUCGUUCAGAUAACCACCCACUCGCGACUUUUAUCGGAAGCAAAUGCUCGUGCUAUAGCAGCUGAAGCUGGUUUCCUAGGCUGGCAAUCACGAUGUGUAAGUCUUCAAGAAUUUCAUACGGAGCAACAAUUUGUCAAAACUUUGGACGAUUUCUUCAUCAAACUUGGAGGUGCUGAAGGACUCCUAUUGGUGCAGUGUGAUGACGGGGAGAAAAAUUCAAAUCUUAUUGCAUGCAGUCGUUAUCUUGUUGAUCAAACACGUCGUACAUCUUUGGAAACGUUUGACCCGAAACCCGUUCAUAUUAUCUUUAUCAUCCAGUUGCCAAGAAUUGCAGGUGGCUGUCAGCAUUUUGUGGGAUUUCAAGGUGGAAAAUGGCGAUGUGUCCAUAUUGACGAACUUCUUGAGGCGAAUGAAAAGUUACCGCAAAUUGAACUACUUGUUAAUCGAUCUGUUAGUGAUCUUUUUAAUUUAAAUGUUUCCUCAAAUAAAAUCUUGAUCUCGGAGACAUACGACUAUCACUAAAUGAUGACCUUGAAUCACCGACAGACAGUGAUGUGCAGGUAAGACUAACCUGACAAGGUUCAAUAAAAAUGUUGUUUUAUACUCUCAUGCA